UGCAGGCAUUGAAGAUGGGACGGCGGGCUUUCGGUCUUUCUUGAUAAGCGCCCGACGGCUUCCCCAACCGCGUCCCAAAAGAAGCAAUUUUUUCUUUGCGUUUUGUAUAUUAUAUCUUUUUUUGUUUCUCUGUCGCUUCUUGGUCGUGCGUGUUUUGAUGAGCAGCUUCUCUUUGUCACCUUCCGCCCUUCCCGUCUCGCCCGCCACCCCCAGACCCCAGUGCGCAUCUCAUCCCAGCACAGCGCAAACCAAACCUUUGCCAUGGCGGCGGCCGCCCCUUAUGAAGGCUCCACAGCCGGCGCUGCGCAGGCGAGUCCUGACAUCGGCUACCCAAACGGCCACCUCGGACACCUCAACGAGAGCGAGAUCAAGGCACUCGACGAGUUCAAGGCCCUGAUCACGGAAAAGAGCGAGUACUCGCCAGGUCCUCCGCCCUCGCACGACGACCAGACGCUGCUGAGAUUCCUCCGCGCCCGUCGAUGGGUGCCUCAGGACGCCUUCAAGCAGUUCAAGGAGACAGAAGACUGGCGGGCGGCGACGCGGCUAGACUUGCUCUACGACACCAUCGAUCUCGACGCAUACGAGCAGAGCAGGGUCCUGUAUCCGCAAUGGACCGGACGAAGAGACAGGAGAGGCAUCCCCCUCUACCACUUUGAGAUCAAGCACCUGGACAGCAAGACGAUCGCCAACUACGAAAAGACGGCCGACGACACGUACAGCAAGGCGCACGCCGACGGGCAGACGCCGCCCAAGCUGCUGCGGCUGUUUGCGUUGUACGAGAACCUGACGCGCUUCGUGCAGCCACUCUGCACCGAGAUGCCCGACCGGCCGCACGCGCCGGCGACGCCCAUCACCCUGAGCACAAACAUCGUCGACGUCUCGGGCGUCAGUCUGCGCCAGUUCUGGAACCUCAAGGCCCACAUGCAGGCCGCCAGCACCCUGGCCACAGCGCACUACCCCGAGACGCUCGACCGCAUCUUCGUCAUCGGCGCCCCCUUCUUCUUCUCGACCGUCUGGGGCUGGAUCAAGCGCUGGUUCGACCCCAACACGGUGUCCAAGAUUUUCAUCCUGACGCCCGCCGAGGUCCUGCCCGUGCUCAGCUCCUUCAUCGACCCCAAGGACAUACCGAAGCAGUACGGCGGCGAGCUCGAGUUCGGUUGGUGCGACGCCCCGAACCUGGACCCGGCCAUCAGGGCCGCCGCGUCGUGGGAGCCGGGCUACGACAACUUCCCCAAGGGCCCCGUCUACUGGAAGGCCCUGGAUGAAGAUCGCCUCGAGUGCAUCGCUGUCGGCUCCGUCCAUCAGCAGCAGCGCAGGGCCCGCGUCUGCACCUUCCCGAGGUCCUUCAGGGGCGCCAACUCGACAAACGCCCCCUUCCUCCACGGCGACCACGUCGACGGGCCGCCGACCCCCGUGGGAGCCAUGAACCCUGUGGUCGGCGUCGAGCCCGCGCCGCCCGGCGAAGAGGGCCCGGUCCCCACGGCCACGGCGACGGCUAACCCCGUGGUGCAGAACUCGCGGCCCGUCGACCUCGACGCCGCGGUCAAGGAUCUCACCAUCACCGAGGUCCAGGCCGCCGCCCCGCAGGGCGACGCCGAGAAGAAGGUCGAGGUCAACCGGACCAGCGGGUCCGCCCCCACGCUCGCCGCCUAGUGUGAACGCGGGCACAGGUGCAACGCGCAGUAGAGUUUACAUCGCGGGUCGCACGCGGAGGUUUGGGGCCUUGUGUGCACCACCUUUAGAUUCCAGGGAGCCGCGUUUGCGGCCGGUAGAUUUUGGCGUCACUGGAUAACCUGGGAGGUAUACAGAAGCCUCCCUGUGAUAGAUGCAAUCAUUCUUGUUGAUAUCCUUUUCUCGCUUUUCCUGCAGCAUAGCAACAAUAGUCUGCCCAAGACUUGCCUUUUCGUUUCUCCUAGGCACUCAUCCUCGUCUCGGAAGAUAGCAUUCCU
Gaeumannomyces tritici R3-111a-1 is the source of this 1949-nucleotide messenger RNA. Its product is annotated as SEC14 cytosolic factor. The record is from RefSeq and is a predicted model, not a curated record. The coding region runs from base 262 to 1653 and encodes 463 amino acids. The transcript has 4 exons. NCBI's taxonomy places the organism in Eukaryota, Fungi, Ascomycota, Sordariomycetes, Magnaporthales, Magnaporthaceae.